Lytechinus pictus (painted urchin) is the source of this 4179-nucleotide messenger RNA. RefSeq lists its product as uncharacterized. The coding region runs from base 321 to 1409 and encodes 362 amino acids. The record is from RefSeq and is a predicted model, not a curated record. NCBI's taxonomy places the organism in Eukaryota, Metazoa, Echinodermata, Echinoidea, Temnopleuroida, Toxopneustidae. The transcript is spliced from 5 exons.
AUAGAACCCCUCAAGAAGGGACUCAGAAGUUAUAGUAGAAUGGUAUUGUGUGAAAUAGGCACACUGUAAAUUCCGUAAAGGUAUAUUCCUGUUUCCCCCGUUAUGAUGAUAUUUUAAGUUCAGUUCUUCGUUUAAAGUUUAAGAUGUCGCAUGAAGGGUUGUGUCGUAGGUUUGACGAAUCGCUCUGGACAUAGUUUUAUCCUUCAAGACUGACCAGUUUAUCGGAUCGAAGACCUUGCUUGAAACUAAUUUCAAAUAUAUAGGUGAAGAAAAUUGGAUUCCAUGUUUGUCAAGCCGAAUUACUGUGUAUCAUUCGCACAAUGAGAACGAACCGUGAAAUUCGGAUCGCCUCGUAUUCGGUAUUUAUCGGCUUUCUUUCGGCUCUCAUCCUCGUCCAACUUUACUUGUCGAGAUCAGACGCCCGGAGAAAGCGCAUCGAAGAUAUUCAUCGCCAACAGGAGGAACGAUUUCGCGUAUUAGGUGACUACCAAGCAGUGUUACAAGAACCUUGUCAGAACCAACAACCUCGAGCCUGUCCGAGGUGCCCGGAUACAAAGGUUUUACUUCCGGAGUCACUUCAUAAGUUUGUGGAUGAUCACAUGAAGACACAGAGGGGUAGUCCACUGGUGAUCGCCAAGGCGCAGAGUAAAGGAAUUCCAAGUUACUAUCUAUCAACUCAUCCAAAAGAGAAAGACCAAGAGACAGCCCACCUGUUAUCAGGACAGACAGGUUGGCAGGAUAAAACAUUGAUAAGACUUUGUCAUCUAAUGAACAAUGCCCAUGAGGACGCAUUCUUUGUAGACGUUGGCGCGUACGUAGGUACUAUAGCAAUGGGCGUGGCUGCUUGCGGACAUCGGGUGGUUGCCAUAGAGCCGCAUCAUCAAAACUUCCAGCUCCUCCAAGAGAGCGUUGCUCUUAACAGAUUAGCUGAAGACAGGAUCUUUCUCUAUAACAUAGCGAUUGGUAACCAAACCGGAAAGACAUGCAUGGCAGCUAGCUCCAGUGAUCAUAGCAAUGCCAGGAUACCACCCUCAGAUCAGAAAAGUCCGCUGUACUGCAAAAAUGGAGAAAUUCCCAUCAGCAGACUGGAUGACGUCACAAAGGAACUUCCAGUGUGGAUCCUGCACAUCGACGUUCGUGGUUAUGAACCGGCAGUCAUCGCCGGAGCCGAGAAACUACUCUCAAGAGAUUCCCCGCCAAAAUACCUCAUGUUUUCCGUUCAACGCCAAUACAGCACAAAUGCCUUGGGGAAUACCCUGGACUUCUCCGAUAUUUUGGACUGGCUAAUCAAGAUUGGAUAUAAACUAAAGACAGCUAAACAUGAAAGUAUCAAAGUUGGUAAAGAAUACCUCGCCCAACUGGGCUACGAUACAGAUUACGUCACUGCAGUAUUUGAACCAGAAACAUAGACACUUUCAUCUAAUCUAUAAACUGCUCUCAACCCAGGUGAGGUAAAUGGUUCCCGGCAGGAAGUAGUUCCUCAAAAAGCAUUGCGCACCGGAAUAUUAGGUAGACUAGCUUACCCGGGGUAAUAAUAGGAGCGCCUUCAGCACCUAGCAAAGUGGAUAUGUGCAUGCGUUAUACAAAUCCUAUACUAUUUAUUAUUUUAUCUAUUAGAUGCGAAAUUAAUCUUUACAAAAUAUUCUAUGUAUAGGCCAUAUGCUUAAAGGGGAUGUCCACCCCAGCAAAGAGUUGCUUUGUAUUAAACGAGAAAAGGCGAAUAAGCUAUCAUGAACCCCUUAAAAUUCAUCAAAAUUUGAUGCAAUCUAAGAAAGUUGUGAUAUUUUUAAAGAUUUCGUUUAUUUUUUUUUCACAAAACGGUUAUGCACAACACAGUGAUAUGCAAGUGAGAGAGUCGAUAGUUUAACCCACUCACUCUUUCUAAUGUAUUUUUAUAGUAUAAAUUGUAUAAUAUUUCAUUUUGAAGAGACUUGACGAUAAAGAAACUCUUAAUCAUAAUAAUAUAGGUAACAAUUGCCGUUCUACAUGUUCAAGAGGAAUCAAAUUUUAUUCCUCAUUGUGUAGACGAUAAAAAUAAAGAUAUAUACCAUUUCAUAAAGAAAACGCACACACGCAGAAAUAGUGAGUGGGUGAUGUCAUCAGUUUCCUUAUUUUGAUAUAACUGUUUUGUGAAAUUAAGCGAAACUUUAAAAUGACAUAACUUUAUUUUACGUCAGAUGUUGAUGAAUAUUUUUCAGUGUGAAGCUUUGAUUGAAUUUCGUCUUUUUAUUCUGUUAAAUUUUUUGUUGGUAUAUGAAAAAUCACUUUACAAAACUGAAAUGAUUCAAUAGAUAAUCGAAGUAUUUUUUUUCCAUUUUUGUUCGUAAAUGACAGUCCACCAAUAUAGCCGAGACAAACAAAAUUUGAGUGAUUCUUUCCGGGCGAUUCUCGAAUAUGUUUUAAAUUGUAUGCCUACAUUUCUUUCCACAUAAUGAGGAAAUGUACCGGAGGGUUAAUACUUGGUAAUACCAGGAAUUCCCUGGUGAUACGGAGAAGCCUGCUCAACACAUCGUAGCUGGGCUGUCCAGGGGAGCAUUUUAUGAACUAGAAUUGUCAUGAUUGUCGGACGUUUUAUCCGACAUGUCCUGUUUUAUCCGACAGUUACUAUAGCAACAGUGCUUCUAAGCCAAUCAAAAUCAAGGAAAGUGGUCAGGUCUGACAACUUGUCGGAUGAGAAAGUUGAUGAAAUGUCCCCUCCCAUGCAGAUGAUAAGUUAAUUAAAGGGCAAGUCCACCCCAGAAAAAUGUUGAUUUGAAUAAAUAGAGAAAAAUAAAACAAGCAUUAUGCUAAAAAUUUCAUCAAAAUCGGAUGUAAAAUAAGAAAGUUAUGACAUUUUAAAGUUUCGCUUAUUUUUCACAAAAUAGUGAUAUGCACAACUCAGUGACAUGCAAAUGAGACAGUCGAUGAUGUCACUCACUCACUCUUUCUUUUGUUUUUUAUUGUUUAAAUUAUACAAUAUUUCAUUUUUUACAGAUUUGACAAAUAUGGACCAACUUGAUUGAACCAUAUAAUAUUAAACAAUGCUAAUUGCACAUGUUCAGGGAGGAAUUAAUCGUUGUUUCACACGACAACAGGGAUAAAAUUUCAAUAUUUCAUAUUUCAUAUAAUAAAAUACAAAAGAAAUAGUGAGUGAUGUCAUCAGUCUCUUCGUUAAUAUUUGCAUACCGACAAGAAUGUGGAUAUAACCGUUUUGUGAAAUUAUGCGCAACUUUAAAAUGUCAUAACUUUCUUAUUUUACAUCCGAUUUUGAUGAAAUUUUCAGUGUUAUGCUUGUUGGAUUUUUCUCUUUUUAUUCAAAUCAACUAUUUGUUGGGGUAGACUUGUCCUUUAAAAGAGGGGGGUUGCUAAUCGGUGCCAAACCUGAUUAGGUCUACGUGUCCUCUCUGAAAAUUAAUGUGUUAAUGAACGAACUCAAAACGCCAAACGGAAUGCGAACGUAGAUGUCGAAAAAUAUUCUCUAUGCGAGAUGAUCCCCAAAACUCAAUUGAGGAAACUGACACGAUACGUCUUUUCGAACAUUUGCCAAAUAUUAUGAAUAUAAAGAACACAGUAAUCGCAACUCAGACUUGCCUCACACGCGUAUUAACUGACUUUUUUUUAAUGAAGGGGGGGGUGUAUAAGCUGAUGGGAAAAUCCCUCCUGCUCUCAGGCUGUUAUUUUGCUCGUUAACACUCCUUUCCCAUAAAUUAGUAAUUAAAAUCACCUUACUGUUCAAAUCUUCGGCCUAAUGCCGUGGGAGGAAUUCGCGAAGUAAUUUUUAAAUGUAAAGUGCAUUUAAAAAAUUAAUACUAGUAUAAGAACGAUAACUGAAAAACAAAUGCAUCAAAUCUGGGCUACUUUUUUCACACCGAUGGGAGAAAAAUUACAAAACAGAAAAUUUGCCACCAGUGUAAUGCCAUAUUUAUCGUGGACAAACUUGCAGCCCUUUCAAUAUAUAGUUGCCAAGCUCAGUGUAUUGCGCACCGCUAUACGUAUAGUGAGAAAGUAGACACAAAAUUUAGAACGAAAGUCAUAGAGGCCGGUUUGAUUAUUCCGUACUGAUCAGAACACAUAUUAAUGCAUGUAGAGAACGUGCAAAAAAUACUGCUGCCUGUUAACUUGGUUAAUAUAGAAAUUUAUAAAUUAUUUAUGCUGAUGGAAAAUAAAUUAAGUAUUAUAAUAAACUCCAAUUAUAGUGUA